Molecule: messenger RNA, 841 nt
Organism: Triticum dicoccoides
Lineage: Eukaryota; Viridiplantae; Streptophyta; Magnoliopsida; Poales; Poaceae
Exons: 2
Coding region: 103-699 (198 amino acids)
Source: RefSeq, a predicted model, not a curated record
CCCCGCACUCCAUCGCCUCGCCGCCGUUCCCCGCAACACCCUGUCGACCCAAUCUCACAUCCUCCUCUCGCCCGCCCGAGUCUUCUUCGCCGCCAAAAGCAAAUGACGAUGCUCUACGAAAUCCACUCCCAUGCCCAAAUCCAAGACCUGCAGGCCCGCCCCGAUGAGCUGGGCCACUCCAACAAGCGCAUGGAUGUGAAGCUUGUCUCUCUGGAGUCGGUGCGCAUAGCGCGCGAGUCGUAUGCACUCCUCUGCCCGCUGAUCAUGGAGUCGAGGAUGUGGUUUUGCCCGGAGCUGGAAAUCCUCUCGGAGCUGGCAAGCUUGUCGCUGGAAAUCCAAAAGCUCAAGCAUGAUGUGUUACCCCAGCUCACGGUUCAGGAGGCUAAGCUGGAAACGGGCGCCCUGGAAGCCCUCCUACUCAUGAAGAACUUAGCUGAUGCGCUCUUACAUAUGAGGAAGUGCUUUAAGGAAGCCUUGGGCGUUUGGGUUUGCGAGGAUUAUGUGGUCUCAGCCAAAGUCAAAAAGCUGAGCAAAAUGCUAAAGGAUAUUGCUGUCCCGUUGCUUCAGGAGCGUGAAUGCAACAUUGUCUGGCUUCAGGAGCGUGUCCCGUUGCUGCUCCAGCUGAUCACCGAUGUGUUGGAGACCCCGGUUCAUUUCUGUGAUUCUGGUGAGUCUUCUGAUGAGUCUUCUGAUGAGUAGACUUAUCAGCCAGCUCGAGGCUGUUGUGAUGAGUAUUUCUUAGGGGCGUGGCAAACAGUUUAGAAUCAACCCUUUAUGUUUGUAUGUGUUAUUAAUGGAUUUUAAAUGAUAUGUAUCUUGGGUGGGUAGUGUUUUCUCAUUC